AUGUCCAUACAAAGUGAACAAGAAAAAAUUAUUCAAAAAUUUAAAUUACUUCGUGAGGAAGUUAUGAUUAUCAAAAGGGAGUAUGCAAAAGCUGUUCAGGAGAUGAGGGAUCAUAAGAAAAUUUUAAAUGAAUUAAAUGGAAUGGAUCCAAAUCGUAGAAGUUACAGAAUUGCUGGUGGUCAUCUUUUAGAAUCUGAUGUUGGAAGUGUUAGCAAAUUUCUUAAAGAAAAUAUUGCUCGUUUUGAAAUUUUGACAAAACAAUUGGAGGAAAAACUUAAUGCUAAACUUACUGAGCAUGACAAUUAUGUACAAGAACAUAAUAUUCGUGUAGUAAGUGAAGAGGAAGCCAAACAUCUUCAAAUGCAACAACUUGCCAAUCAACAAAAUAAAACUUUACCAGCCGGAGUAAAGGCUAGCUAA
Messenger RNA from Strongyloides ratti, 420 nucleotides. RefSeq names its product Prefoldin beta-like domain and Prefoldin domain-containing protein. Gene Ontology annotation, molecular function: protein folding chaperone. Gene Ontology annotation, biological process: protein folding. The coding region runs from base 1 to 420 and encodes 139 amino acids. The record is from RefSeq and is a predicted model, not a curated record. The transcript has a single exon. Gene Ontology annotation, cellular component: prefoldin complex; cytoplasm. Lineage: Eukaryota; Metazoa; Nematoda; Chromadorea; Rhabditida; Strongyloididae.